Messenger RNA from Phycomyces blakesleeanus NRRL 1555(-), 543 nucleotides. RefSeq lists its product as hypothetical. Lineage: Eukaryota; Fungi; Mucoromycota; Mucoromycetes; Mucorales; Phycomycetaceae. The record is from RefSeq and is a predicted model, not a curated record. Gene Ontology annotation, cellular component: 90S preribosome; nucleus. The transcript has a single exon. Bases 1 to 543 code for a protein of 180 amino acids.
AUGCCUGACCUUACUGCAGUUGAGCUCGAAGAAAAAGAGCUCCCUGAGAAAUCCUUUGUCGACAACCAAAAAUUCAAACACGAACAUACUCUCGAAGCUCUGCCAAACUAUAUCAAGUUUGGUGUAGCUGGUCACAAAAAGCUUUCCAAAAAGCCCACUGAACUUGCAAGCCCUGUCGCAUUGGUCUUGACUCACUCUGCUGUGCGUGCCGUCGACUUGGUUCGUGCAUUGAAAGAGUUCAAUGAGACUGCCAAGAUUGCCAAAUUAUUUGCUAAGCACUUGAAGGUCGAAGAGCAGGUUAUUUUUCUGGAAAAGUAUCCAAUUCAUAUCGGCGUUGGCACUCCUAACCGUAUCAAUACCCUGCUGGAACAAGGCCAUCUCAAGCUCGAUCGUCUUGAGCUUGUUAUUGUUGAUACCGAGCGUAAUGCCAAGCGAUUCAACAUCCUUGAUAACGAUGCCGUCCGUGGAGAUAUCUUUAGCUUCCUUGGAAACUAUAUUUCACCUCGUAUGAAAGAGGGCAAGACUAAGCUUGGCUUAUUCUAA